Molecule: messenger RNA, 874 nt
Organism: Pocillopora verrucosa
Lineage: Eukaryota; Metazoa; Cnidaria; Anthozoa; Scleractinia; Pocilloporidae
Product: protein phosphatase 1 regulatory subunit 27-like
Cellular component (GO): cytoplasm
Molecular function (GO): protein binding; enzyme inhibitor activity; phosphatase regulator activity
Source: RefSeq, a predicted model, not a curated record
UUUCACCAAGUGGUCCGCUUUCGCCUGAGAAUUGUCGCAAUUCGGAACAGUUUCCAAUUUUAUUUCGCCGCAUGGUUAUACAUAGCUGUCUCAAUGUCGCUCUGGAAGAAUAAGGACUUUUGAUAUUUGGUUCGCAGUAUUGUGAAAGAGCGAGACAGCCUUCGUUUAUAAUACACAGUGAGCGAGACUAUGAUGUCAAAUGUUGAAAGAGACUUGAAUGGAAACGUAAAACAUAAGAAAUCCUUCACCCGGUUUCCUGAAGAUUUGAUAAUCCGCGAGACCGUUCCCGGUCAGGACACAACUGAAGAGCUGGAAUUGAUUGUACAGAGCUCGGAAAAAAUCGACGUGAACUGCUUGAAUGAGUACGGCCAUACUGUGUUGAGUACGGCGGCAUUUGUAGGCAGUAUGAAAUGUUGUAGGAUACUUGUUGAACUUGGAGCAGAAGUAGGAAAACAGGACGAAGAUGGCUGGACUGCGAUGCAUUAUGCCAUGGCAAAGGGAUAUUUGGACAUUGUAAAAUAUUUGGUUAUGUGUGGAGGAGAUUUAUUCGCUAAAAAUAACGACGGCGACGCACCAUUGGAUUUUGUCGAAGAUAACGAAAUUAAAGAAAUACUCUUAGCGAGUUACGAAAAAUAUUCGCAGAGCAAAUCCGAAGUAUAAUCGGUGCAUCUAGCGUGACUCAAGUGUGAAUUUUGUGGAGUCGUCAAGAUUGAUGUCUUCUGUCGCAUAAAUUUAGGAUAGACACUCUAAUCAAUAUUGCAUGCCUUGCAGGUUGAUUUCAUGUCAGUUACGAAUGUAAUUAAAAGCGAUUUUUGCACGAAGUGAAAAAGAAAGAAUAUUAUAAGAACUAUAAAAACGUCAAAUGCAUGAUUUA